This is a messenger RNA of Aphanomyces astaci, 1657 nucleotides long. RefSeq lists its product as hypothetical. NCBI's taxonomy places the organism in Eukaryota, Oomycota, Saprolegniomycetes, Saprolegniales, Verrucalvaceae. The transcript has 7 exons. The record is from RefSeq and is a predicted model, not a curated record. The coding region runs from base 7 to 1404 and encodes 465 amino acids.
UUCAAGAUGAGCGCCACAUUUGGCGGCGGCGGCGGCAUCGCCGGGUUCCAGUACAAACACCUGCAAGCGAACGAGAGCAUCCAAGCAUUCCUUCGCUCAUUCCUGCACGAGAAGCACCGGUGGAACGAACUCAUUGAAGCCAUGCUUCUCUAUGGCAUCCACUGCAUGGCGCAGAACUACUCGCUGCAGACGCUCAACGUCGACCAAGUCCAGCACAUCACUCGCACAUUGCUAAGGAAACCGCAUCAUUACUUUGUCCAUCAACAGAAAACGAAUGCAGCAACGACGUCGACGACGUCCGCGUUCAAGCCGCCGUCUGCGUGGCGAAACGGCACGUCGUCAGUCGACGACGGUGCUGUCCGUAGUGGCGGCAUCGACGACUCCAGCGAUCCACUACCUCCACCACCAGCGCCAUUCUCCCACGAAAAACAGAACCCCCCGAGUCCUGUGGUCCGCGAUGGUCGACGCGACAUGGACGAGUGGACACACGUGCUGGGCAAACCUUGGGUCGACGCUGCAUGGCGCGCGUAUGUCGCCGCCACCGGCUACCCCUGUCCUUCCAUCACCACUUCGUCCGACAGCAUCUUGCACUCGUACGCCGACUUGAUCGCUGCUACAUCGUCCAUUGUUGUCACGAAUAACCACAUCCACAUCCCAUCGAGUUCCCACCUCUCGUUCCUCGACUACCUUCGCGGGUUCGUCGUGCACUGCAUCAACUCCCCCGCUCGUCCGUCGCCAACACCUCCAUCCAUCGCCGCCGCGUCCAAACCUUCCCCUCAACCACGUCAUGCUCCUCCAUUGCUGUCCUCUUCUUCCAAAGCAGUUCCACCACAAAGCAAGGUCAAGCAUGAACUCGACCGACACAAGCAACAUGUGCUGCGCGUGCGGAAGACCAACACCCAGCGCAUGCAUGAAGCACUCGCCCGAUCCCGCAUCGCCGCCUAUGACCCCCCCGUCCGCCGUGCCGCGAUGCCGCCUGCUUCGACGCCGUCCUUGGCUGCCACUGGACCUGGCGCCAAAGCUUUGGAAAUCGCCCACGUGUUUGCCACGAGUCAGUUUAUGCACGACUUGCCGCCAUCGACAGAGAAUGAUGAUCCCACAAUCAAUGACACGCCUGCCCAACGCAUGCUUCGCACGGAAUUGUACGGUCACCACGACCUCAACCCGUCGACGCUCCAGGCCACAGGCUGCGUCGCUCCACCAGAUCGGCGGCAAUCCAAUAGACGCAACGUACAACCCAAUCGAAUCCACGAUUUCAAAGGGUGGUUGGGCGACUAUGGACCGGCGCACACUAAGACGGUGGCGCCACCAGACUGGACGGAUCUGGAGGACGAAGGCUCGGCGUGGCUGCAGGACGCGGCGAGGCGCCGCGGGUAUAGCUGGGACCUCGAGAGGUACUACUAGUAGUAGUACUAGUACGAGUAGUACUAGCAACGUUGUAUGCAGGAUUCAACUCGAGGGCCAGUCGAAAGAAGGCCGGCCGUUCGAUGAAGGUAGAAAUUUGGAUGGACAUGGCGAAGCCAGUGGAGGGGAAGCCGAAGAGGACGAUCCAGCGUUUGAAUGGCUGGUGCACGACAGCAGCAACGCCGACGGAAUAGCUUCGCAACACCUGCACGACGAGGGAUAAAUAUCAAAGGAAUAUAAAAUAUCAAAGGAA